UUGAACAACAAUCCUUAUUCUCUCUUUAUAUAUAUAUAUCAAUUGAUCAGUCAAUCAAUUAACGUUCCGAUGGCGAGUAAUGAAGGCGAAGAUGCGGUACGCCGCCGUACCGCCGCCACUGAGUAUCGGAAAAAGAUGCUUCAACAUAAAGAACUCGAAUCACGUGUUCGCGCAGUGCGAGAGGCUUUGAGAAGUACAAAGAAAGAGUAUGCCAAAACAGAAGAAGAUUUGAAGUCUCUUCAAAGUGUUGGACAGAUCAUAGGCGAAGUUCUGAGGCCUCUGGAUAGUGAACGAUUGAUAGUCAAAGCCAGUAGCGGUCCAAGGUAUGUAGUUGGAUGUCGCAGUAAAGUUGACAAGGAAAAACUAACAGCUGGGACUAGAGUGGUUCUUGAUAUGACAACUCUAACCAUUAUGCGUGCACUCCCCCGUGAAGUUGAUCCAGUUGUUUAUAACAUGCUUCACGAAGAUCCUGGAAAUGUUAGCUAUUCUGCAGUUGGAGGGCUAUCAGAUCAGAUUCGGGAACUAAGGGAAUCUAUAGAAUUGCCUCUGAUGAAUCCUGAGCUUUUCCUAAGGGUUGGCAUCAAACCCCCCAAGGGGGUUCUUCUCUAUGGACCUCCUGGUACUGGGAAGACGUUACUAGCUAGAGCAAUUGCUAGCAACAUUGAUGCUAAUUUCUUGAAGGUCGUAUCAAGUGCCAUUAUUGAUAAGUACAUAGGGGAGAGUGCAAGAUUGAUCAGGGAAAUGUUUAAUUAUGCACGUGAGCACCAACCCUGCAUCAUAUUUAUGGAUGAAAUUGAUGCCAUUGGAGGACGUCGUUUUAGUGAGGGAACUAGUGCUGACCGUGAAAUUCAAAGAACACUCAUGGAGUUGCUUAAUCAGCUAGAUGGGUUUGAUCAGCUUGGCAAGGUAAAAAUGAUUAUGGCAACAAACAGACCUGAUGUUCUGGAUCCUGCUCUUCUUCGUCCUGGUCGUUUAGACAGGAAAAUAGAGAUCCCACUUCCAAAUGAGCAAUCAAGAAUGGAAAUUCUUAAAAUUCAUGCUGCUGGGAUUGCUAAACAUGGUGAAAUUGAUUACGAGGCUGUUGUCAAACUUGCCGAGGGGUUUAAUGGAGCCGAUCUUCGGAAUGUGUGCACUGAAGCUGGUAUGUCUGCAAUCCGUGCAGAACGUGAUUAUGUUAUCCAUGAAGAUUUUAUGAAGGCUGUCCGUAAACUGAAUGAGGCCAAGAAGCUUGAAUCCAGUGCUCAUUACAGUGCCGAUUUUGGUAAAGAGUAAACAAGGGGUUGGGUUUAGUUAGCUUAUCAAAUGGGCAGUUGUAAUGUACACUAUAAAAAGAUUAUUUUUUGCUUGUUCUGUAAAAGAUAUAAUUGUUCUCUUUCAUUUAUUUUUCAGUUUAGUCAUGCGUUUACCUUA
This is a messenger RNA of Erigeron canadensis, 1410 nucleotides long. Its product is annotated as 26S proteasome regulatory subunit S10B homolog B. Gene Ontology annotation, molecular function: ATP hydrolysis activity; proteasome-activating activity; ATP binding. NCBI's taxonomy places the organism in Eukaryota, Viridiplantae, Streptophyta, Magnoliopsida, Asterales, Asteraceae. The transcript has 10 exons. The record is from RefSeq and is a predicted model, not a curated record. Gene Ontology annotation, biological process: positive regulation of RNA polymerase II transcription preinitiation complex assembly. The coding region runs from base 70 to 1272 and encodes 400 amino acids. Gene Ontology annotation, cellular component: proteasome regulatory particle, base subcomplex; cytosolic proteasome complex.